UUCCAUGUACUAUUAUCUUCUUGAAACAGUUCUGUUUAUGGCCUUUUAACUAUUUUAUUCCAAAUAAACCCCUUUUUCUUCAAGUGCAUGCCUUCUUUCCUGUCUUCACCUUUCCUGAAAGCUAUGAUUGCUAUUUCCCAUUCUCAUAUCAUCUAGUUGAUGGUUAUUUAUUCAUUAAAAUCUCAUCUCUUUGGCCAUCAAAACUUGAAAGAAAGCAUUUAUCCUCUUCACUGGUUCUUCUUGUUGAUGCAGGUGGUUCAACUGCAUGAAUUUAUAAAGAGUUAAACCGUUCUCAGUGUCUUUCUGGUUAAGACUAGUGAAAGAUCAUCUUCACCAUGCCACCUACAUAUUUCCCUCUUCGCUGGGAAAGCACUGGUGAUCAGUGGUGGUAUGCAUCUCCCAUAGAUUGGGCGGCGGCUAAUGGCCACUAUGACUUGGUCCGAGAGCUGCUUAGGAUUGAUGGAAAUCACCUCAUCAAGCUCACCUCUUUGAGGAGGAUCCGGCGACUCGAGACCGUGUGGGACGAUGAAGAACAGUUCGAUGAUGUUGCUAAAUGUCGUUCACAAGUUGCUAGGAAGCUUUUUCUCGAGUGUGAAUCGAAGAAAGGGAAGAACUCACUUAUAAGAGCUGGCUAUGGCGGAUGGCUUAUCUACACUGCAGCCUCAGCUGGAGACUUGGGGUUCGUCCAACAACUGCUUGAAAGGAACCCUCUUCUGGUUUUUGGAGAAGGGGAGUAUUGUGUUACUGAUGUGCUUUAUGCUGCUGCAAGGGGUAAAAAUUUAGAGGUUUUUACGCUUAUGUAUGAUUUCGCCGUCUCACCGAGGUUUCUGACGGCCAAAGGCGAUGGAUUUGAGGAGCACAUCGGGGAAAUUCCUUCGGUUUAUAAAAGGGAAAUCACAAACAGAGCUGUCCAUGCUGCUGCUAGAGGAGGAAAUUUAAAUGUUUUGAAGGAACUUCUUUGUGAUUGUACUGAUAUUUUGGUUUACAGAGAUAAGCGUGGCUCAACUAUAUUGCAUGCUGCUGCUGGGAAAGGCAAAGUUGAGGUUGUUAAAUAUCUGGUUGCGUCUUUCCAUAUCGUAGACUCCAUAGAUGAUCAAGGCAAUACAGCUUUGCAUGUUGCUGCCUACAGGGGUCAAUCAGCUGUCGUUGAGGCUUUGAUUCUUGCAUCUCCUUCGUUGAUCUCUGUAAAGAACAAUGCUGGGGAAACAUUUCUUCAUUCGGCAGUGUCCGGUUUCCAGACUCAGGCAUUCCGAAGAGCGGAUCGGCAGGUUAAUCUUAUGAAGAAACUGGUACAAGCAAGGAAUUUCAGCAUGGAAGACAUUGUCAAUGCUAAAAGCAAUGAUGGGAGGACUGCUCUUCAUAUGGCCAUCAUUGGUAAUGUUAAUGCUGAUCUAGUUGAACUCCUGAUGUCUGCGAAAUCAAUUGAUGUGAACAUCCAUGAUGCGAAUGGGAUGACCCCACUUGAUCUUCUGAAACAAAGGCCUCAUUCGGCUUCGUCGGAUAUACUUAUCCGGCAUUUAAUUUCGGCAGGUGGGAUGUUUGGUUGUCAGGAUUACAUUGCAAGAAGAGCAUUAGCUUCACACAUAAAGAUGCAAGGCCAUGGAAGCAGUCCUGGAACAUCUUUCAGGAUAUCCGACACCCAAAUCUUCUUGUACACCGGCGUUGAGACGACAUCAGAUGCUAGUGAUCUAGGCAGCGGAGGAAAGAGUCGAUCAUCAUCGAUGGAUUUCGAUUCAGCCGAUGACAACAGGAAGUCAUCCGUGGAUAAAAAACCUGAAGGUUCCAUAAACAAAGCAGCACAGAGAUUGAAAAGUGUUCUCCAUUGGCCACGGAUGAAGGAUCAAAAGCAGAAGAGAUUAAAGAAAAGAAUCGAUGAAAGUUUCUCAGAAGAAACUCCAAUCCCUCUCAGACAGAGGUUCUCGAAGUCAUCGUCACUCCCAAACAACAAGAGGACACUUUCCGUGAGGAGCAAUCCAUCCAGUCCCAUUGCGAAGAAGAAACUGGCUUCAGGGAUAAUCCAUGGCGUUAUGCAAGCCAUGCCACAGAUAACCAUUCCUCGAAGAUCUCGUUCGAGUUCGUUUUCAAAAUCAUCCACUCUAUCUUCUCCAAUGUCAUUGGAUAAACAAAAAGGGGUUUUCAAUGAAGUUGAUAUUGCUGGACCGUCUUGUUUGAACCCGAGGAUCGAUGAUGAAAAGCCAGAUACAAACGAGAAACAAAGGCCGAUAAAAAGGGGGUUAAGGAGUCAAUAUUUCUGCUUCGGAGGCUCACGGCUGGCUAUUAAAACACCAACCAGCAGGCAAAGGCAGAAUCCAGCCAUGUUCUCAAUGGGUUGAGUGCGUCGACUCUUGAUGAUCAACCACCUGAGACUAUGUAAAAGGCAACUUACUGGCAGAGGUGAAAGGUUUAGUAAUAUUUGUAACUUGCUGCUGCCUGUUUGACAUGUGUAGGUUAUGUACUUAGAUUAAAACAAAUGUAUGAGUUGUGUACUUUUCAUGUCUCACUGUAAGUGACGUAGCCCAAAAACUAGUGUAAUGUCCUAAGUAGUUUGUUUCUCUUUGAUGUUCA
Messenger RNA from Hibiscus syriacus, 2565 nucleotides. Its product is annotated as serine/threonine-protein phosphatase 6 regulatory ankyrin repeat subunit B-like. Gene Ontology annotation, molecular function: protein binding. The coding region runs from base 336 to 2333 and encodes 665 amino acids. Lineage: Eukaryota; Viridiplantae; Streptophyta; Magnoliopsida; Malvales; Malvaceae. The record is from RefSeq and is a predicted model, not a curated record. The transcript has 3 exons.